AUUUAAAACCACACAAGUGUCGUGCUCCACCUGCAAAGUGGUUUUUUCCCGAGAGAGAAAAUUAGUGGAUUGUUCUAAAUUUUUUUAUUCUGAAAAAAUAUAAUUUCUCGUUCUUUUUUUUGAAUGACACGGAAGAAAUCAACGGCAGGAACAGUGCUUGCCGUAUAGUCAUGGAUGUUAAUAUGGAUGGUUCAGCUGGCUCCGAUGGCACUGCUGAGAAAUCAUGGGAUCAUCCUUGGUGUACAGAAGAAAUGCGAAAUAGAAGAAGAGAAUGGAGUCUUGCUGGUGAUGCUGGACUUUUAAAACAUCUCGAACGCUUUUCCGAGAAUUUAACGACAAAAGCUAAUGAGACAACAGAGGCCUUGGAUUCAUUGACGAAUCGUUUAAAUGAAACUGCAAUAUUUGUAGAUAAUCUUACGAACACAUCAUUAGCUUUGGCCAAUACACAAUUUAUUGAAAGUCGAGUGCAAGAGGAUGAUGUCGAAAUCGACAAAGUCACUGAACAAGUUGAAAAAAAUACAACCGAACGGGAAUUAAAUCCAGCGGAUAUUAUUGCCAUCGUAAACGAAAGUAUAAAAGAAGGUUUACGAAUAAUAGAUGAAAAAUACGAUAAAGUGGACGUUGUGGCCAGUGACAGUGAAGACGAAGCUGAAAAUACAUUACCGAGUGUAAUUUUGCGGCCGAAAGAUCCAUAUCAAGAUCGUCCCUUACCGUAUAUUAUUGGUUCGGAUAAGUGGAAAACAUCAGUCAAAAUAGGUUUAGAGUCGAGUAGCAGUGAGUCGGAGCAGAUGGAGGAGGAGGAUGAGGAAGACUCGUCGAGCGAGGCGGAAACUAAGGGAAUGGAUUUGCUGAAUGUAACUCAUCGUCAGAAAUCGUUACACUCUCAAUUAUCGUCUGCGUCAAGUGAAUCGAAUGAUUAUAAUUUAGAUAGUAACAGUACGAGAGGAACUAAUAAUGGAAGUCUCAGGGCUAAGAGUCAAGAUACAUUGAAUAUCGAGUCCGAACCUCUUACGCCAACUAGUGUUUUACCAAAGAAUCAAAAUAUCAAUAAUGGUCCACCGAGUUUUGCGGAGGAAUUGGCUAAGCGAUUGGGAAGUGUCCUUCCUAUUCAAAAGACAGUUAUCACACAGGAAGCUGAUAAUCCUUCUAUAAAUCGUGCAAAAGAUGAUCUAUUUUCUCAAGAAGACGAUGAAGAAGAUAUUUUCAGCAAUAAAUCUGAAAAUUUGUUCAGUGAAGGAGGAAGAAGUGGAGGUGGUGGUGGUGGAUUAUUUGACGACGAUAUACCGCCAAAAUGGAAUAAAACUAUUCCCAAACCCGUAAAAACGAAUAUGAUUCCUCCAAGUGUUGAUGUUCCACCGCCAAUAAGUUCUACCUCAACGAAACCAAAAUCUGCUUUUGAUGAUUUAUUCGGAGAUGCAGAUUCCGAUGAUUCUGAUGAUAUUUUUUCAACAAAAAGUUCGAAGAAAAAUAUUUUCUCGAAUCCAAAAGAUGCUGGGAAUAAAAAGUUCAUGAAUAGCGAUUUUAUGGAUAAUAUUGGAAGUAUGACAACAAGCCUGUCGGAAACGGACGAUAAUGUUAAGGAUCUCUUUGCUGACGAAGAAAUAAACGAGGAUGAUCUUUUUAGUACAUCGAAGCCACAGAGUCACGUCGAUGCACCACCUGUUGACAACAGCAUUCGAAAAAAACCAGUUGGAGGAGUUUCAGUUCUUCACGGAAUGGACUUCCGGUCGUCGAAAUUAUCAACGAAAAUAUUUCGUCAAAGCUCCUCGGAUUCUUCGGGCAGUGAGAGUGCAAAUCCCGACAGUGCUACCAGUAAAACGGGUAUUGAUAUUCCAAAAAAUCUAUCACCGAAUGAAAAUCUUACGGAUUCAAGUACUCAAAGCAGUAGAACUUCAAUUCAACUUUCCACCACGAGUAGUGCAUUUGGUUCCAGUUCAGGAGUGGAUUUUCAACCUCCGAUGACUUCAACGAGAUUGAAAUCAGAAGAGCUUGAUCGUGAAAGAGUUUCUAGUGAUAAUUUAUUUACAACAGUGCAAGAAAAUAAAAUCCCAUCGAAUAAUGAUAUAUUCGAUGAAGUCGAUGACGAUGUUUUCGGUCCACCGCCAUUGCCCAAAGCGAAUGAAAAAUCAUCCAAAUCAAAAGUGAUUUCUCUCUUCGAUGAUUCGGAUUCUGAUGAUGAACUUUUUGCUAAUUCAAUAUCGAAAUAUAAUCAAUCGGAAAAAGGUGUCGAUUUGAAGAAAUCAGAAAACAAAGAAAAACCAAAGACAUCGAAAAAAAUCAGUAUUUUCGAUGACGACGACGACGAUAAUGAAGACAAUAGUGAUGAUAUUUUUGCCGUUAAAAGUUCUCCAGAUAUUUUCUCCGUUGAUAAAAAAAUAGUGAAUUUAGGUAAUGAAUCAUCAACACGAAAAACUUCUGAUCUAUUUGGUGAGGCAAGGGAAAAUGAUUCAUCGACAGUAGUGAAAAAAGCCUCUGAAUUAAGUAAAUCCAUUUUUUGUGAUAGUGACGAGGACGAUGAUUUAUUUGGUUCAAUUUUACCCAAAAAAGGAACUAAAGUCACAAAUAUAUUCGAUGAUGAUGAUAAUGAUUCAUUAAAAUCUGCUGCAUCGAAUUCGGAAAAGAAUUCAAAUAAAGGAGAGAAGAUAAAUAUUAAUAAAGCCGGCAGUGAUUUAUCGAAUAUUUUUCAAGCAAGUAAAAGUGGUUUAUUUGAUGACGAUAUGGAUGACGAUGAUGAUCUUUUCGGGCAUAAAGCUCCCAAGGAUGUCGAUAAAAUAAAGUCUGAAGAUAGUGCCAUUAAGGAUAAGCCUGAGUCAAAAGAAUCCAAUAUUGAUGAAAAAGUGUCAAAUUCCGAGGUUAAAAAGUUGCCACCAAUUAUUCCGCAAAAACCCGAUAAUCUUAGAACGAGAACAAAAGAACCAGAGUCGAAUAAAGUCGAAAAUGUUGUUGACGGUGCUUGCAUUUCGAAAAGUAAUCCACCGAAUAGUUUGAAUAUUCGGCCGAUAGACGAAGAGGGGAAGGAGCAGCCACCACGUCGGGUGGCAGUUUCCGGAAAAAUAAAAAAUCUAAUGGGAAGAAUGGGCGAUUUGAAAAUUCUCUCGCCCACUGAUACGCCACCUGUUUUGAGGAAAAAUGAGGAGAAAACCAAAGAUGACGAUGAUGAGUCUUUGGAAUUUGACAGUGAAGAUGGCGGAAGUUUGAGCAUACCGAGUUCUGGAAAGGAAGCAAGCAUUAGUGCUGAUGAUUUGACAAGAAAGAAUUCUGAUUCUAUAUUAUCUAAAGAAAUUAAUACCGAAAAGGCGAUAAGUUUCGAUGAACCUGUACAUGUUGAGACGUUGACCAACGCUUCGAAGAGUCGUGCGAGAAUUCAAGUGAAACGUCGCCCACAAAGCAGGCAGGCACGUCAAACAGCAUUACGACAAAGUGGAAUAGAUUUCGAUGCCAUUGACUCAGCGCAAGAUGUCGACGAUGAUAUUAAAUUAAAAGAUCCCAAUUCAAUUGUCGACUCGAGUAACGAGAGACUAUUGGCGCCAUCAAUUAAAAGUGAUAAGUCGGAUAAAAACACAGAAUUAAAUCUCUCAUUGGCAAUUGAUGAUAAAUCGGAACGCACCUUUAGUAAAGAGAGUACUAAUAAGAAUACACUCCUCUCACCAUCCACUGACGAGGAAGAUUUAUUCGAUGUACCACCCGAUUUACCCGAGGAUCCAUUUAAAGAGGAUUCUCUAUUCGGUAGAGCGCCAAUUUUAUCGCCAAUUGACGAUUUAGUCACAAGAGAAAUAAAGUCUACGAAAAUUGAUACUGCCACUGUUAUUACUGAGAAUGUCAUUAAAGAAUCUAUCAAAAAAGAUAUUGUCGAAAAAGAAUCGAAAGCGGAAGAAAAACAUGAGAGAAUCGUCGAAACGAAAAGCAAGGAAGAAUCAGAUUCGAAAAACGAUUCUUCUUCGGAGGAAGAGAAUAAAAAACCACCACUUGAUCCAUUACGAAAUAAAGAUCUCGAUCCAUUGAAGGAUCCAAGCCAACUAUUUGCAUUUGUCACAAAGACUCCAUCACCUGAGAAGGGGAAAGCACUACUGUUUCAUGAAGAUGACAGUCUUUUUUCCAGCACCUCGAAAAAGAGUAAUCCAAUCGAAAAGUCAGGAAGUACAAGAAAAAAAGUUGAUUUAUUCCAUGAUGAUGAUGAUGAUGAUGAUGAUGAUGGUGACUUAUUUUCCACUUCAGUUCAAAAUAAAAAUAAUAAGAAAUUGAUCAAGGAUACAAAAAUGAGUUUAUUUGAUGAUGAGGACAAUGAAGAACAUCUCUUUUCAGAUGGAACACAAGCAACAAUUCCCAAAGAUAUUGUCGAUGAUAGUAAAAAGAAAUCUAAUUUACACGAUAUUUUUGGCGAUCAAUCGAGUGGAGAGGAGGAUAUUUUUGCUUUUAAGAAACCCAUAUCAAAGAAAUUGACUGGCGAAAGAAAAUCAUUGUUUGAUGACGACAAUGAUGAUACUGAUGAUGGUGACACAGAUAUCUUUGGAAAGACAUCUUCAUCAUUAUCAAGAAAUAAAGAGAGUCAUAGUGCUGCUAAAAAAGUUGUCACCAGGGAUUUAAAGAAAACUGCUGAGCAGAUUAUCGAGGAUCCCUUGAGUGCUCUUCAAGAAGAUUAGUCAUAUUUAAUUUUUUUAAUAUCCGCUACAUUUCAAUUUCACUUUUAAAUUGCUUUUGAAAUUGAAAAUAUUUUAAAGAACAAAAGAAAAAUUAAAGAAGAUAAAAAAAGAAAAAUUGAAGAAUGUUCUUUAAAAUAUUUUUAUUUCAGAAAUAAUCUUUUUUUUACAAAAAAUUGUCUUUUUUUCGUUUCGUCUUUUAUCGUAGAGACAAGUAUUGUGCAAUAUUCUUUUUUUUUAUAUUUUCAUUUUAAAAAAUCUAAAUCAAAUUUACUCAAAAGAAAAUUGAUUUACAACAGAGAGAUUAUUUUUUAUUCUUUAUUAUUUUUCGAAUGAUUGUUUUUUAUUGAAAUUAAUUGAAACGUCAUUUUUUUUUCACCAGCAAUGAACAUAAUUUAUUGAAUCGUUGAAUGAUUGUAAUUAAUUUUGCAAUUUUAUAAUUUCUAAAUUCGAUUAGAUAUUAUAGUAAUUUCAUUUAGUGUUUGACAAGAGGGAGACAAAUACUAUAUUAUAAAUGAAUUUAUGAAUUCAUUCAUGUAAAUAUAAAAAAUUGUUCUGAAUGGUAAUGUUAUUCGAUGAUAUCAAUUUAUUAUUGUCUAUGUAAAUAUGGAAUUAAUUGAAAAAAAUAUAUAUUAUGAUAAAAAUAA
This is a messenger RNA of Leptopilina heterotoma, 5284 nucleotides long. RefSeq names its product WASH complex subunit 2 (gene nclb). The transcript is spliced from 12 exons. NCBI's taxonomy places the organism in Eukaryota, Metazoa, Arthropoda, Insecta, Hymenoptera, Figitidae. Bases 171 to 4640 code for a protein of 1489 amino acids. The record is from RefSeq and is a predicted model, not a curated record.